Messenger RNA from Peronospora matthiolae, 1110 nucleotides. NCBI's taxonomy places the organism in Eukaryota, Oomycota, Peronosporomycetes, Peronosporales, Peronosporaceae. The record is from the annotation of a GenBank genome assembly.
AUGCGAUGCGCGAGCAAGGCCGCCGAGAGCGCGUCUGCACGUAUCUGUGCGGACGCCGAAGCAGAAACUACAGCAACUGAUAUCCCAUCGGUUGCUGAAUCGACUCAGCCUGUAUCACCUGGUGAUGCAGGCGCUGGUCAUGAAGACACUCGUGUCUUCACAGAGUACGAGCUCGGUGUCUCGUACUCUCCUGAUACGGAUGACGGAUCCGUAUCGACGGCAAUUGAAUCCAAGCCGCCUGCCAAGCGUGGCAUGGACGAUGCUUUGCGUCGCAGCAUCUUUGGUUCAUCUGAUGAGUCAGAUGAACCAUCGCCGAAGCGAAGGCGCUCGAGGUCGCGAGACUCGGGCGCUAAUAGUGGUGUCGUUUCUCCAAUGGACACCACUUCACAGCGAGGUGCCAGUACUUCUGUCGGCACGUCGCAGGAAGAGCGGGACCGCAAUGUGUUGCGUCUCGCUCCAGAGAAGAAGGCAUGGAUGCCUCCUAAAUCUGUCAUGGAUCACUUGUCGGCGACGACGAGUGAUCGUUAUCGAACACGAUUGUUCGAUUCGUCAAGGAUCCAUCACCUUGACCCCAGCGCGAAAGACUAUCGCGCUGAACAUGAGUUCUUCAUCGAUGCUUUCUUCAGACAUCGAUGGUACAGUGGGAAUCACAAACGUGAUGGUCCCUCACUACUUCAAGCGUGGAACGCCUACAUCCAUAACCUCGAGGAUGUAGGUCGUGACGCUUGGAACGACAAACUUAUCAAAGCUCGUGAUAAGUUUGAAAAGCGAACCCCGACAGGUGCACGCUAUAAGCUGCAUCGUCUGUCAAGGGAGAAAGGAUUACCCUGCCUCUCUUGGGGAGACUCGUGCCCAUGUUGUGUGAACAACUCUGCACGAGCACCUAAGGAGGCUUACCUCCUUACCAGCCCGUGGUGGCGCGUACGUGUCUCUACUGAGAUGUACGAAGGGAUUGACAACCUGAAAUCCCUUUACGACCGUGCCGGGAAGACUUUCUCCGGCGGUCCUUCUGCGGCACAGGAUGUGUCGCGUCGUACUGCCUCGACCAGACCCAGUACGUCAACCAUCAAUUGGGAGCGGGGCUCCCAAGAAUCCCAGGACGGGGGAUAG